Molecule: messenger RNA, 3762 nt
Organism: Fraxinus pennsylvanica
Lineage: Eukaryota; Viridiplantae; Streptophyta; Magnoliopsida; Lamiales; Oleaceae
Source: the annotation of a GenBank genome assembly
AUGGGGGUUUCAUUUAAAGUCUCCAAAACCGGUAAGAGGUUCCGCGCCAAACCGCUCGAAUUAGACACUCCCGUCGGAGGAGGAGAAGAAGAAGACGCCAUAAUUUCAUCCUCAAUUAAGAAGAGCGAUCCCAAUUUCACUUCCACCCGAAAUCUCACGGUAGAAGCUGGUAAGAAUGGCGAUGUUACUGAAAUCUCCAAUAAUGAUGUGUCCUUCACUCUUAGCCUUUUCCCAGACGGAUAUUCAAUUGGGAAGCCGGUGGAGAAUGACCAGAGUCAUCAGACUCCUGUUGAUGUUCCAAAGUUUUUGCACCCAUACGAUAGAGCAUCCGAAACUCUAUUCUCAGCAAUUGAGUCUGGGCGACUUCCUGGAGAUAUUCUGGAUGAUCUACCAUGCAAGUACAUUGAAGGGACAGUUGUCUGUGAGGUGCGAGAUUACCGAAAUUGCUCUUCUGAAACAGGAGUUCAUGUGGCUUCUGGGGAUGCUUCACCUAGCGUCCUUAGAGUGUGUCUUAGAAUGUCGUUGGAAAAUUUAGUAAAGGAUAUUCCAUCUAUUUCAGAAGAUGGUUGGACAUAUGGAGAUCUAAUGGAAGUGGAGGCCCGGAUAUUGAAAGCCCUACAACCACAACUUUGCCUGGAUCCAAGUCCAAAGCUGGAUAGACUAAGUGACAACCCAGUCCCCACUAAGUUAAAUUUGGCAGUGCACAGCACGAGGAGAAAGAGAUUGAGGCAGAUUCAUGAAGCUACUGUCUCAUCAAAUAAUAAAAUCCAUGGGAAAAGGGUAUGCAUAGAUAAAGUUCCCGAAAGUUUAAGGUUGGGUGAUUGGAGAUCCUUAAUGCAGCAAGACGUCCAAGAGAAUUUGAACACUCUAAAUAAUCUUCCAAGUGCAAUGAUUCCUCUAAGGACCAACAGCUUUGGGUCAGAUGUCUCUGUUUCAGCCUCUUCUCUGGUAUCCCCCCAGUCAAAAUUUCAAAUGGGGGUUGGGAGCCCAAGCCUUCUGCAGGAUAAUCGGCCUGGAGCUCCAUUAAAUGCAUCAAUAGCUUCACCUGCUGGGCAGGAUAUGAUCUCACUCAAGGAUAAUGGCGCUUCUUCUGUUCAUUGCAAGAGAGAGAACCAAGAUGGGCAACUAUCUCCAGUUUUAAACAAGAGGGGUCGGCUUACAGCUACAGGUGUUGAUGGUAGUCAACAUGUAGCACAACAAAUGGACAGCUUCAGCGGAGCAGAUUCACACUGGAAGAAUACAUUAAUGCAGCAGCAAUCAGUUGCAAGAGGGAUUCAGUAUGCUAAUAAUAGUAUGAAAAAGUUCUCACAGCAGGUGUUUGAAGGAGGUCUAAAUCAGGAUGUUGGGGCUAUGCCGUUUACUGCUGGACAACAAGGAAUGAGAUAUGGGUUAAAGGAAGAACCAAUUGAGACUGAGAAUCUCAGUCGAAUUCAUAUGGCAGAAUCAGGAAUAACACAUAAUGAUUCCUCACAGUCACGAUUACAGCAAAGAAUGCCACAGCAAUAUGGGAGAGCUGGUUUCCCACAGACUCCAUGGAAUAUUCCUGGUCAGCCUCUUGAUAAUAAUUCUAGAAAGGAGGAUUUCCAGAAGAGAAAACUAGUUCAAAGUCCUCGUGUUUCUGCCGGAGGUUUACCUCAAUCUCCCUUGUCAUCAAAAUCUGGAGAAUUCUCGAGCGGUUCAAUAGGACCUCAAUUUGGAGGCGUUGUGACUAGUGGACUUGUCUCAUCCCAAAAGGAGAAGUCUGCAGUGACAUCAGUUCCUCCCAUUGGUGUUGGUGGCACCAUGUCUUUGACUUCCAGUGUGAAUGAUUCGAUGCAACGGCAAAACCAGGCACAAGCUGCUGCAAAACGUAGAUCCAAUUCAAAAACCACUGCAAUUAGCGGAGUUGGUUCGCCAGCUAGUGUUAGUAAUAUGAAUGCUAUGAUAAAUGCAAACAGUCCUGUUGGAGCUCAAUUGGCUGACCAAGCCAUACUAGAAAGAUUCUCGAAGAUUGAAAUGGUGACAUCGAGGUAUCAACUUAACAGCAAAAAGAAAAAGGUUGAUCAGUAUCCUCUCAGGAAACCAAAUACUUUUACUGCUCAACAGCUGCUGAUUCAUCUUUCCAGUGAUUCAAACAAUGAGAAUUUGAAAGAUGAAACAUGUAAAAUGCCAUUAUCAAGGUCCCUUGUAGGUGGGAACAUGAAUGUUCCCAAGAUAAGGAUCUUAAACUUUUUUCAGACGGAACGCGUUCUUCAAGGUAAUGGUUUUCAACUUGUUCCAAAGGCACGGACUGGGAUGAUCAUGUCAGAAAAGCCGAAUGAUGGUUCUGUGGCAAUUCAUAUUGGGGAAAUAGAGGAUGCUGACUAUUUGGCUUCAGAGGAUUACCUUCCAACAUUGCCAAAUACUCAUACUGCGGACCUACUUGCUGAGCAAUUCUGUUCACUGAUGACACGUGAAGGAUUUCAUAAUGAAGAUCAUGUUCAACUGAAACCAGCCCACAUUAAUGAAGCCUCGACCAGUCAACUUAAUGGUCGGGGAAUCCCUUCAGGUAGCACUCCAGUGGAGAUGCAGCAGUAUUCUGAUGGAGUUUCUAGCCUCCCAUCUAAUGAUAUUGCCAAACCAAGUAGUAGUGGCAAUAUAUCAGUUAGCUCAUCUCAGAAUAUACAAGGCCCGCCAAUGGUGUCACCUCCUGGAAAUACUCAGCAACAGCAACCGCAACGGCAACCAUCACCACAACAUCAUCAGCACUCCUUGAUGCAACAACAGCAUCCUCAGUACCAAAGAUCACCUAUGAUGUUUUCCCCAAAUUCUAUGCCACAUUUGAACGCUAUUGGGCAGAAUGCAAAUAUGCAGUUGGGUGCUCAUAUGGCUAAUAAACCUUCAGCUCUCCAACUUCAGCUGAUGCAGCAGCAGCAGCAACAGCAGCAGCAGCUUCAGCAACAGCAGCCCCAAAUGCAGAGAAAAAUGAUGGGUGGCCUUGGAACUGUAGGUAUGGGCAACAUUGGCAAUAACAUGGUUGGGCUUGGAGGCUUGAACAAUGUCAUGGGUAUAGGUGGCAUCAGGGGAGUGGGUGGAAUUGGGAUUUCUGCACCAAUGGGGUCUAUUUCAAACAUAGGUAACAUGACACAGAACCCAAUGAAUCUGGCCCAGGCUUCAAAUCUUAGCAAUGCUCUACGUUCUGGGACGUUUACAUCAACACAAGCUGCUUUAAUAGCAAAGGCGAGGUUGGGACAAAACAGAUCAAAUAUGUUAGGGGUGCCACAAGCAAGCAUCAGUGGUAUGUCGGGAGGUAGACAGUUGCACCCAGGAUCUGCUGGUCUUUCAAUGCUGGGCCCUUCUCUGAAUCGAGCUAAUAUCAAUCAGAUGCAGCGCACAGCUAUGGGUCCACCAAAGCUGAUGCCAGGGAUGAAUCCUUACAUGAACCAGCAACAUCAGCAGCAGCAGCUUCAACAGCAGCAGCAGCAGCAGCAGCAGGAAUCGACAUCACCACUGCAGGCUGUUCUUUCACCUCCACAGGUGGGUUCACCUUCAAGCAUGGGAAUUCCCCAUCAAAUGAAUCAACAGCAGCAACAACAAGCCAGUCCCCAACAAAUGAGCCAGAGAACUCCAAUGAGCCCACAACUUAGUUCGGGGGCAAUUCAUCCAAUGAGUGCAGGUAAUGUGGAAGCUUGUCCAGCAAGUCCUCAGUUGAGCUCGCACACCUUGGGCUCAGUUGGUAGUAUCACCAAUUCUUCCAUGGAGUUGCAAGGUGUGAAUAAAAAUAACCCCGUUGGUAAUGCAUAG